Molecule: messenger RNA, 2442 nt
Organism: Oldenlandia corymbosa var. corymbosa
Lineage: Eukaryota; Viridiplantae; Streptophyta; Magnoliopsida; Gentianales; Rubiaceae
Source: the annotation of a GenBank genome assembly
AUGGAGAGCAUAGAUGACGAUAGUGAUGGCGAGUGGCCGACAUCACCAAUGCAAGUUUUGGAGGAUGCUGUAAGAGCUGCUGGUGAGGCACUGCACAAUGUCUACUCUAGAAGUUUACCCCCCUCAAGUCCAGAGAGUUUCGGGCAUAGACGUACUCGUAGUGAUGUGGUUGGUAAUCCACUUCAUAAGAGGAGCAACAGCAUCCAGCGUUUCAAGUCUCAUAUGCAAAGGGCACUUCGAUGGGGCGGGAAUUCUAGUGAACAUAGUCGCUCCACGUCUUUUAAUCCUGAGAUUUUGGCUGAUCAAAAACGGCAAUGGUAUGAGUGUCACUCAAAAACCUUGGAUUAUUCCAGAUAUAAGGAGCCAACAUCCCUGUUUGAACACUUUGUUAUUGUGGGUCUUCAUCCAGAUGCUAACCUCGAAGUGUUUGAGGAAGCAUUUGCCAGGAGGAGGAAAUGGGAAUUAGAUAUGGCAAAAUCUGAUCAUUUUGAUUUUAGAACCCUGGAGAAUCAGGGACCUUCUCUUCCCAAGCUGGAACCUCAGAUACUUUUUGGUUAUCCUCCUGGAAAGAAAUUAGCUAUGCGGCCUAAAGAUUUGGCUUCUUUCUGCUUUCCAAGUGGUGUUAAGGCUCGUGUAGUCCAGAAGACUCCAUCAUUAAGUGACCUGAAUGAAGUUGUUUACGGACAGGAGCAUUUAAUCAGGGAUGACUUGUCCUUCAUAUUUUCGUUGAAGGUGGCUGACAAUGCAACACUAUAUGGAGUUUGCUUACUUGUACAAGAAUUUGUCCAGAGAGCACCUGCCAUUUGUCGUGUUUCAUCAUCGGUUUCCCAGUCGUCAUUAGGUCUUAGUCGGUAUUUGGUCUCUGCUCCCCGCUGUUACUGUGUUUUAACGAGAGUUCCGUUUUUUGAGCUGCAUUAUGAGAUGCUAAACAGCAUCAUCAUGCAAGGGCGUCUGAAUAGAAUAAAUUAUUGUAUCUCUGAAUUAGCAGUGACUGAUCAUUCACUCUCCACGUCCAAAUCCUGUAAUGAGAGUGAAAACACAGAUUCUCUUCCUUGGGUGGCUGAGGGAGAAUGGAAGGCUUCUGAUGUACCCAUUGACAGUGCUAUAGCUCUCGCUUCUGUCGAUGGAUUAGACCAUGAGGUAACUUCAUUGUCAUCUAGGUGGGAAUCUCUUUCCCCUGGAAGAGAUACUUCUAGUGAAGUAUCUGAUCACAUUCAAAUGAGGACAUUACAUCAGGAUUGCGGAAAUGAUAUGCACCAUCUGAAUAAUGCUAGCUGUGAGCUCUCUGAAAAUCAUUCCGUAAUGGAGGAGAAGAUACAUGAAGAUUAUGAAAGCGAACCAGCUUCUCAUGUUGUUGACUCAUGUGCUUGCCUGGAGAAUGAAAACUUGGAGCGUCUUGAAAGUUUUGAGUCAUUCAGUUCAGCGACAAGUAUGGUUGUAUUAGAGGAUAAUGAUGACAUUUUCUUGGACAAUGGUACAUAUGUUGGGAAUGAUAUGACGUUAGAAUGGGCUAAGGAGAAUAAGAAUGAUUUGCUUCAGAUAGUUGGUAACUAUUACUCAAUAUCUCUUCCUCCACGAGGAAGUGAGAUUAUUUUUCAGCCGCUUGAGCACCUACAGGCUAUUCAUUACACUAGGCUUCCACUUUCUGCUCUUCAAAGUAGUGGUGAACAGUCAGAUCCUGAAAUACAGGAUCCAAAUAAAGCUUCUCAGGUCAUUUUGCAAUUUGCGGUUGCUGAAGAAGCUGCUGCUUUGUCGCUGUGGACAACCGUGACACUUUGUCGAAUGCUUUCUCUGGAAAAGAUUUUGGCCCUAAUUACUGGAGUUUUGCUGGAGAAGCAAGUAAUAAUGCUGUGCCCAAAUUUGGGUGUUCUGAGUGCCAUGGUAUUGUCUAUUAUUCCCAUCAUUCGUCCGUUUGAGUGGCAAAGUCUUUUCCUUCCAAUUUUACCAGAGAAGAUGCUUGACUUCUUAGAUGCACCAGUUCCCUUCAUUGUUGGCAUUCAACAUAAACUGGCAAAUUUGAAGAUGAAAAGUUCAAAUAUUGUGAUCGUGAAUGUAGUUAAAGAUCAGGUUAAGAUGUCUAACUUGCCUGUUCUUCCUCGGUACAAGGAACUCAUAUCUAAGCUUGAGCCAUAUCAUGCCAGAUUAUCAAGCAGAAGUUCUAAUGCUCAGAAACAUCCCAUUUACAGGUGCAAUGAAGUGCAGGCAGAAGCAGCUACGCAUUUUUUGCACGUCAUGAAACACUACUUCGAAUCUCUUUGUUCAGAUUUGAGAUCUUAUUCAAUAACUUACGUGCAAUCAAAUAAUGAUCGGGUCUCUGUUCUUCUGAAAGAUAGUUUUAUUGAAUCCUUUGAAAGAAAAGACCAACCUUUUAUUAAGACUCCCGAUUGUGAAUAUGUGGGGAGUAACAAGCUUUAUCAUUCCAGUUCAAGAUGCAAGAAGUAG